AGAUCAUCACAUAUGUCACUUAGUUGACCAAAUAGCUUAUGUAAAAACACUUUAUGUUGGCCCUUGUUCCAACUCCAGAUCUAUAACAAAAUUCAAAGCAGACCUAACUUCUAUUUUCUCUCAAGAGUCUUCGAAACCUGUAACAAUGGUCAGACAAGAAGUGAAAGUUUAUGGUGCACAGGAAAGCGCCUUCAGCAAAAGAGUCGAAAUUGCUCUUAAACUGAAGGGAGUGGAAUAUGAAUAUGUAGAGGAGGAUCUGCUGAUGAAGAGUCCUGAACUACUCAAGUAUAACCCUGUACAUGGAAAAGUUCCGGUGCUGUUGCACAAUGGAAGGCCAAUUGCAGAGUCGCUGGUUAUUCUUGAAUACAUUGAUGAAACCUGGGAUUCAGGCCCAUCCAUCUUGCCUAAAGAUCCUCUUGAACGUGCCAAUUCGCGGCUUUGGACCAAACUCAUAGAUGAUAAGUUAUUAGGCGCGGUGUGGAAGUAUGUCACGAGCCAAGGCAGAGACCAAGAUGCCAUCGACAAAAUAAAUGAGGUGCUUGGUGUACUGGAGAAUGAACUCAAAGCAAUGAAGUUCUUUGGAGGUGAGAGUAUCGGGUUGGUUGACAUUGUGGCUAAUCUUGUAGCUCUUUGGCUUGAUGUUAUUCAAGAAGUUUUCGGUACCAAGAUAUUUGAGAAGGAAAAGUAUCCAAAAUUAUCUACAUGGACCGAGGACUACAUGAAUUGCAGCAUUGUAAAAGAUACUUUGCCGUCUAGAGCCCAUUUACUUGCAUUCUGGAGAAGUCGCUUCCCUUCGGCCCCUGCUUCCAAGUGAUUACAUUAGUGUGAUCAUAUGUUCUUACUUAGAAGUUCAAGUCUGGAACAAUUAUGUGUCACAGACUGACGUUUGUAAGGCUUUAUCCGAUUGUAUGAUGACAAAAGUUUUUUUC
Messenger RNA from Daucus carota subsp. sativus, 929 nucleotides. Its product is annotated as probable glutathione S-transferase. Gene Ontology annotation, molecular function: glutathione transferase activity. Gene Ontology annotation, cellular component: cytoplasm. The transcript has 2 exons. Lineage: Eukaryota; Viridiplantae; Streptophyta; Magnoliopsida; Apiales; Apiaceae. The record is from RefSeq and is a predicted model, not a curated record. The coding region runs from base 146 to 814 and encodes 222 amino acids. Gene Ontology annotation, biological process: glutathione metabolic process.